Messenger RNA from Zophobas morio, 807 nucleotides. RefSeq names its product DNA excision repair protein ERCC-1-like. Gene Ontology annotation, molecular function: single-stranded DNA binding; damaged DNA binding. NCBI's taxonomy places the organism in Eukaryota, Metazoa, Arthropoda, Insecta, Coleoptera, Tenebrionidae. The coding region runs from base 58 to 771 and encodes 237 amino acids. Gene Ontology annotation, biological process: mitotic recombination; UV-damage excision repair. The record is from RefSeq and is a predicted model, not a curated record. Gene Ontology annotation, cellular component: nucleotide-excision repair factor 1 complex; ERCC4-ERCC1 complex; nucleus. The transcript is spliced from 4 exons.
GCAUAACCAUCAACUAACUGUCAAAACAAAACAUAACCUCUAGUUUCAAACACAAAAAUGCUAGAUGAAUCUCUAAAUUUAGCGGCCGAAUUUGAUUCCGAGCUCACUCCUGAUGACCCCACUAAAAAAGACGACGCGGAGGCCCAGACGUCCAAACAGCCCUCCACCAAAACUCACUGUCUUUUAGUAAGCCCCAAGCAGAGAGGGAAUCCUUUAUUAAAAUCGAUUUGUAACGUCCCGUGGGAGUACGAUGACAUAGUGCCCGACUACCAAAUGGGCAAAACUACAUGUGCCUUGUUUCUGUCUUUACGGUAUCACAAUUUAAAUCCGGAUUAUAUCCAUGAGAGACUCAAGCUUCUAGGGAAAAUGUAUGAAUUGAGGAUCCUACUAGUCCAGGUGGAUAUUUCUGACCCUCACCACAUAUUAAAAAACCUCACCAGAAUCUGUAUUUUAGCUGAUUUAACUUUAGUUCUAGCGUGGAGUGCAGAGGAAGCUGGAAAAAUUUUAGAAACAUACAAAAUUUAUGAGAAUAAACCAGCUGAUAAUAUUAUGGAAAGGGGCGAAUCGUCGCCCUACAUCAGGUUAUUACAGGUUUUAACAUCCAUCAAACCUAUUAAUAAAACGGACGCUAUGAAUUUAAUUGCCAAGUUUACUACACUAGAGGGAAUAAUUAAAGCUUCUGAAUCACAAUUAUCAGAGUGUCCAGGUUUAGGACCUGUUAAAGCGAAGAAACUAUACACAACUUUACAUGAGAAGUUUUGUAGGAAUUGAAAAAUAUCUUGUUUAAUAAAGUCAUAUUUAUUUUUA